Molecule: messenger RNA, 1725 nt
Organism: Acanthamoeba castellanii str. Neff
Lineage: Eukaryota; Discosea; Longamoebia; Acanthamoebidae
Product: PUB domain containing protein
Exons: 10
Coding region: 1-1725 (574 amino acids)
Source: RefSeq, a predicted model, not a curated record
AUGGAGGACUACAGUCCGCUUAUCGCGGGAGUUGCAUCGUUGAUUGCAGUGAAUGCGGCGCGGCCUGAAGAUGCUGCCGCGGUGGAGGAAUUGCGGCAGCAGUUGCAAGUGGCGAUCGAUACCCUCAUAAUCUACGUCGACAACGUGUUGAAGAACAUGGGCGAGCCCAAAUUUAGAAAGGUCAAGAAGGCACACCCGGCCUUUGAGCGAAGGAUCGGAUCUGUGCCGCGCGCCAAGGCUGCAUUUCAUCUGCUGGGGUGGCAGGACGGACCCAAGGGCACAGAAGAUGAAGAGUUCUACGUGCUCGAGGUCACACCCGCCAAUCAAGAGGCCGUGGAGAAGCGAUUGCACUUUGCCAGAGGCGAGCUCGAGCGUAUCAAGCAGGAGCUGCUGCAGAGUGGUCCAAGGUUCAUCGACCCUGCAGCAGCCACCGCCCCGCAAGGCGGCGACGGCACGGGCGUGACCGAGCUGGGCCAGCUCUUCCCACACCUCGAAGGCGUUCGCUUCAGACUGCCGGCCGACUGGGUCUUCAUCAAGGUGGAGCCAACGCGUGGCCUUGCCGUGUUCAAAUCGCUGGAGCUGAACCUGGGCGUGGUGCUCAACUACCUACCGCAGCCGUUGCAGCGCGCGUGGCUCGACGAGGCCUCUCUUGACUUUUACCGUCACAACCUGCGACUGCACGCCGCUCACAACAAGGGAGGAUAUGUGGCCGGCAUCACCAAGCGGGCACAGCCGGAGGAGUACGCUGGGGGUCGCGGCAUCACCUACCAGCUCCACCUGCUCAUCCCCGCAAAGCAAGGAGUGAUCUCUGCUCUCAUCUUUGCCGACGAGGGCAAGCAAACUGGUCUACGCGAAGCGCUCAUGAUGGCCAUUCGAGAGAAAGACCAAGCCAACGCGGGCGGGGAUGGCGGCGCGGACUGGUUUGCUGAUCCCUACGGCUAUCCGCUGCCCACGAGGGCGCCCACUGCCCGUGACGCGGCGCUCAAUGCGCCAUUCACUACCAUGGAGGCCCAGGAAAUGGACACGAGUAAGGCCAGCUCCAAGCAAAGCGCGCAACCGCCUUAUAGCGGGCAGGCUGCGUCGGAAGACGAAUGGUUCAACCCGUGGCGAGACAUCGUCUACCCUCGCUCGAAAGCCGAUGACCAGGAACACGACCGGGCUUUUGCGUUCCACCCUCUGUCGCGGGUGCGCGAGGCUCUGCGUCGCUUGGCGGAGUGCGUCGAGGUCGCUCCCGAGGUCAGGGCGGCUUGUACGCCGGACGACAACCAGCCCCAGCGGGUCCACAUCAUCGACGAUGUGCACUGCCUCAUCCCGCCUCGAUUCACCCACAUGCCCGCUCCCAACAUGACGCACGGCAAGGUGUUCAUCCGGUCAGGGUUCGAGAGCACGCUGGAGGUGUGUAACGUCACUCUCCAGCCCUCGUUCCCGGACUGCGGUCGCAGCCUCGAGGCUGCAAAGGCCAUCACCCGCCAGCAUGUGGAGUGGGGCCACUUGCAGGUGCUGCGAGGUCCCGUCGUCAAGCCGGGCAUGGUCGCCGACAGGCAAGGCAUGAUCAACGAGGCCGAGUCGAUGCUCAACGGCAAGCCGGUCUAUACCAUCGCGUUCUACACGCCGUGGGGCGCUGAGGGAUCUCUCGAGGUGUCGGCCGUAACGCAGCAGGGCAACCACGAAGAGGCCCGACAGCGGCUCACCGCCAUCGUCGCCUCCCUCGAAUCGCGAUCUUAG